Messenger RNA from Bursaphelenchus xylophilus (pine wood nematode), 5193 nucleotides. The record is from the annotation of a GenBank genome assembly. Lineage: Eukaryota; Metazoa; Nematoda; Chromadorea; Rhabditida; Aphelenchoididae.
AUGACGUCUUUCGUUGGCCCACUGAUCCGGGCCAUAUGUCCGGCACGCCCUCGGGGUGCAUUCUUCUCGCUAACACAUUUACUGAUUCAGCCCGUUUCGCAGGUCGCCGCUGCUCCACAACGUCGUGCCGCGGGCCCAAAUGUUCGGUGGCGGCCGGCUAGCCACACAGUCCGCAUGGCCGCCACACCCGCGCCCUUCAACCUCAGCGGCGAUGCGGCGUCCGCGCCCUCGCUCUACGUGGAGGUGGAUCUGACGCCGGCCAACUGGGUCCUCGCCUUCUGCAUGGGCAUCAUCUCGGUGGUGACGGUGUUCGGCAACUUGAUCGUGUUGUUGUCCUAUUAUUUGGACAAGAACAUCCGGCAUCCGUCCAAUUAUUUCAUCUUCUCCUUGGCCAUCUCAGAUCUGGUAGGUCUUUUUUUCACGGGUUUCUUUGAUUUUUACGUUUAUUUUUGCCAAAAACUCCAGACAGUGACUGAGUUUUCGAUUUCAGCGUUUUGAAUUUUACCCGUUUUCUAUUUACUUUUUUGUUUUUUCCACGAACACUCCUGUCUCUCCAAAUUGGGUCCACUGUUUUUGUAGCCUGUCAAUCGUCGGUUGUUGCCAAGUGUAAUAUCCCGUUGAACCCGGGGGCACUUUUUGUAACAUUGUUUAUCCUCGCCGCCUUGCCAAUCUUCAACAACCUUCUCGGGCGCCUCAUUUAAAGCCCUGCGGGGUGGAGAACGUGGCCACUGGGUAUUGAGGCAAUUAGACGAUAAUUCCCAUCCGCGUGCAAAUCUCACCCAGAAAACAGGAGCAGGGGAGAGAUGUCAUCGGAUUGAUGGAUGCCUGCGGGCCUUCAGUCAUGUUCAAUUAAGUCGGCCGCCUUGAAUCCGCGCGCUUCUAUUUUUGGGCCCGAAGGUCAUCAAUCGCUGCCGGGCUUAAGCCAGGUUUAACCGCGCCAAGUGACUGACUGUCUGAUUUGUUGCGCAAUUCGUCUUCGGGACUUAAAGUGUUUCAAGAAGAGCCUUAGGCGCUAUUUUGAUGGCACCCGACGUCACCGUUGAUUGGACAUGAACUUCGGGGAGCGUCCCUUUUUGUUUUGAGGACCUGCUCUUUCGCCGAACCCGCCGAGACCCCAAAAAAUCAUGGUUAUUGACACGAUAUGCCAACACAAUUCGCAUCAAAUAAAAAUUGCGUCAAACACCGCCCGAGGCCGCGCCCUGCUGCAACCGGAGCGAGCGGGGUCGGCGAAAGCGCGCGUAACAAAUUCAAUUUCCCCGCCGCAGUUCAACCGGCGGGCGGUGUUUUUGCAUGUAAUCCGGUUGGGGCUGAGUCAAGUGCCUGCGGUCGGUUUCUGAUCCCACGCCGCCGCCCCGUGGGACUUGAGCCGGUGAUGAGGCGGCGCGCGGCCCGAAAGGCGUUAACACGCUGACAUCGCUUCGCGCCCCAUUCGUGGCCGAUUCAUCAAAUCCGAAACGCCAAAUCCCGGUCCCGCCGUCGACUUGAUUCGUCUGGGGAAUCGGGGCGCGCCCCACCACUGCGUGCCCCCACGGCCUACGGUCUUGUUGUUGAAAAUCGGGCUGUAAUGGAUAACAUUUAUCGGGCCGAAAAUGGAAUUCAACAUAUUACAUUAUGACAGGAACCGCAUUAAGUUUCCAUAACACAGUUUGAGGCACAAAACAAACACAGAACAGAAGGAAAAAGUUUUUCUAAUUGCAAAAUGAACGUUUCCAAACCCAAUACCAUGAAUUACUGCUUUUAUUACGAAAUGAAUUUGCAGAUUAUCGGCUUGGAAGGGAUCCCUGUGUACACCUACUUCUUCAUAAAAGACCAGCAUUGGCCCUUCGGAACCUUUCUGUGUGAUUUAUGGCUGUCCAUAGAUUACUCCUGUUGUCUCGCCUCGAUUUACACCGUCCUGGGCAUAACCAUCGACAGGUAAUUCGUCGAGAUUGAUGGCCUAUUCUUGCAGGUAUUGUUCCGUCAAAUAUCCAGCCGCUUAUCGGAAUUGGCGGACUCAGCCGAGAGUGUUGUCCAUUAUCGCUGCCACUUGGAUUGUAAGUUUUCGAAAUUAAAAAUUAUUGCAUAUAAGUUACUAAGCGUGUGGAAAUGAUUUUAGAAUUUUGAAUGGGACUAAAUCGAAUUUUUAUCUUAUACUUGACAUUAGAAUUUAUGAGUUUAAGUUUGUUCGCAUAAAAUUUUAUUUUGGCAUUGAAAUUAUCUCUAUUUUUUCUUGAUAGCUGCUGUUACCGCUAGAUUUCAGCAGCUAGCUUUUCUGCCUUUUUAAUCCUGCACAACAAGGAUAAUUAGCUAAUUUAUCUUAUACCUGACAUUAGAGUCGACGACUUUGAAUUUUUCCUAUAAAACUUACUGUUAAUUUGGCCCUUAAAAUUACAGCGACCUGAUCCAGUCGUCAAAAAAAUACGCAGAUUUGAUUCCGGGAGGAAAAGAAAAAUCCGCAAAAAGGUUCCUCUCAAGUCAUGAAGAGAUUUUUUAGCCCGUUCUUUGAAACAAAAGUGCGAUUGGACCCUUUCUGACCAGAAAUACCACAUUUUUCUUUUUUCGAUCAGAACAAGGAAUCUUUUUGCGGUAUUUUUGAUCCCUCCUGUAACCAACACUUCAAAUUUUUGGUCAUUGGAUCAGAUCCACCAUAAAAAAAUAAAACCGUAUGGUUUGCAGAUCCCCAGCGUCCUGUUCUCGGUGUCCAUUUUCGGGUACGGCGCCUUCUCCGGCAAGGGGCGCAUCCUCAAGGACGACGAAUGUUACGUCCAGUUCAUGACCGACCCAUACCUCAACAUGAGCAUGUAUAUUGCCUAUUACUGGUCCACUCUUUUCGUUAUGUUAUAUUUAUACUACGGCAUCUACAAGGCGGCCAAGGCGUUGGCAGUGAAGAGCGACCAGGUCAGUUUUCGUUUAUUUUAAGGCGCCGUCCCGCUGCUUAAUUGUCAUCAAAGACAAAGCGAGCAAUUGUUUUGUUUUGCUUUGUGCCUACAAGUUAUGAAUUACUGUUUUAGAAACAAAAACGACUGGCGAUCUUGUCGGAGAUGCGGAAAUCGAAGAAGGAGCUUCCGUCGACGAUGAACGCGCUGUCUGAGGGCGUGUCGAACAGCGCGGCCGAAUCUCAGCCCGACACAAAUUCGGAUUCGAACUCAAGGUAUUAUUAUUUACAAUUUUUGUAAAGAAGGUUAUUUUGAGAAGCAAAUGCUGCAAAAAGAUCUUAUUAGUCAACAAUGUUAUUAUUUUCGCUAGUCAACAUUUUAUACGAAAAAUUUAAAUUUUCAAAAAAAAAGAAAGUUUUCGUAAGUUUUUUCCCCAUCUAGCAUCCUAAAUAGCUACAUGACUUCCUAAAUCUUAUUGUUUUUGGCUCGCAAAUCCCAUAUGUCUUCCAAAUUCUUCGCCCGAACACUUAUGCCCUCCGGGCGGAAUCACCUUUGACCAGGCCUUGGGAUUUUUGUUUUUUGCCUCUUUCGGCGCUUCCUGCAUGCAAGAAAAACGCUGCGGUAUUUGUAUGAUUCGUCAUCUGUUUUGCAUCUAACUGGGGCAUCCUGCGGCGGCCGGCGAAAUUCAAUUUCUCCAUCCACCGGCCCUUAAUCCACUGUCGCUUUCGUCGCGCGCAAAAGGCUCGGCUCGGAUGCCUUCAGGGGGUUUAACCCAACACAGAACGAAAAGUGCGUCUCCAUGAAUCCGCCGCAUUAAGUGUGACAGUAGGAAAGCAACACAGACAUAUUUAAUCUGGCCAUCCAUCCCGAAGCGAGGGCUUAUCGCGGCGGCCAAUCAAAUGGGACGAAUUAGUCCCGAUGAAAGAUCAUUUGCGAUUCAGUGGAGUGUAGGUGCUGCGAGGACGUCAACAGAAUGCCAACGUCAUCGCAAAUCAAACUAGCGCGCAACAAUGACGCUUAAAAUUCAUGACGUUUAAAGGGCAAAUCAUUGCGCGCGAAUUCAUAGGUUUAACUAGAAAACAUAUGCUAUCUUCUCAGAAAAGUGCUUUCUUCGCUUCAAAAAGCCGACGAUUGCUUUAAAUUUACUAAAACAUUUUGAGAAACCACCUUGAUCUUUACAGAAACAACCUCAGCAAAGUGGCCCAAGGCAAUGGGAAAGUCGCGAAAGCAACAAAUUGCAACAACAAUGAGAUUCCGAAUUCAAAUUGUGUCAAGAAGUCGCCAGACAAGCCGGAGCCCGAGACCACGCUUGAGAAAUCGGAGAAGUCCUGGGAAAGGAUCAUUGAUUACAGUACCAUCCAAGAACCGAGUGUUGCAAUAUCAGUGAUGCCGAUCGAGAACGAUGAUAUUAGUCUGGCAUUCAGUAUUGUCGAUGAGAUUCCCUUCAUCGAUGAUGGAAACAUUGCCACGAAAAGCUUCAUAAAACGAGCCAAAACACCCAUUCCGUUGAAAGAAUACAGAAAGGUGAGUUGUCAUCAAAAAUACUUUGAUAAUGGGUCUCUGUUUGGCGAAACUUUUUCCCUUUGGCUAUCAGAUUUUGACGAUUUUCAGUGUAUUGCUUCAUCUAUCAGAAUCUUUCCAUAUGCUUAUCAAAUCAGAUGACCAGUCCCAUUUUCAGACCCCUUCCCGCUCUCCCUCUCCGCCCACCAUAACCCAAGCCCAAACCCCGCCAUCGCCUCAGAAAGAAGAGCCCAUCUUGCCCGAGCCCGUCGCACCACAACCCCUCAGCGAUCGGAACAACAACAGCACCUAUGUACAUAACCACACAGCCAAUUCGUACCGCCCUCAGCUCAAGAAGUAUGCGGCGGACAGGCCCUCAACCUUCACCUCGAUGGACACCCCUCCCCUCUCCACAACGAAUACCUUUGCUUCGCUAUCCGUUGUCGUCGAGAAAGCUGCCAAUGGGCCGAUGACAAUGCGUCGACUGUUGACCGUAAUGCGGCAUAGUAGUGCGGGGAAGCCGAGGAAAAAGCGACAGGCCACACAUAAGAAGACGGUCCAGUCCAAGUCCGAGAACCGCGCCAAGAAAGCCCUGCGGACAAUUACGUUCAUCCUGGGCUCCUUCACCAUCCUCUGGACUCCGUUCUACGUUCUGGCGACGGUGUACGGCUUCUGCGAGCGCUGCAAGGUCAGCAAUGAGUUUAACUUGUCUUACGCAAUCAGCUACUACUUGUGCUACAUGAACAGUCCGCUGAACCCGAUCUGCUACGCGUUCGCGAACCAACAAUUCAAACGGGCCUUUAAGCGCAUCCUUCGCGGCGAUUUCCGACGUACCUAA